Ostreococcus tauri is the source of this 1185-nucleotide messenger RNA. RefSeq names its product Auxin efflux carrier. The record is from RefSeq and is a predicted model, not a curated record. Gene Ontology annotation, biological process: endoplasmic reticulum to cytosol auxin transport. Gene Ontology annotation, cellular component: membrane. NCBI's taxonomy places the organism in Eukaryota, Viridiplantae, Chlorophyta, Mamiellophyceae, Mamiellales, Bathycoccaceae. The transcript has a single exon. Bases 1 to 1185 code for a protein of 394 amino acids.
AUGGUCUCCGCCGGGGCGCAAAUAUUCUUCGCCGCCGUGCGAGCGGUCGCCGAGGUGUUCGUCGUCGGCGCGAUCGGCGUGCACACCGCUCGAAGAGGAUUGAUGGAUAAAAGGUUGCAGAGAGCGCUGGCGAGGUUUAACGGUAGUUUCUUCCUCCCGGCGCUGCUCUGGACGAGCCUGUCGCGGUCGGUGACGAUUGAGCGCUUACGAGAGAUGUGGUUGCUGCCGUUGGCGUCGAUGGUGCACGUGAUAAUCGGGUUGGGGUUGGGAUUGUUGGUGGUGAGAGGGUGCGGCGUCAAGGCGGGCUUCAGAACGGUGGCGACGAUGAGCGCGGCGUUCGGUAAUUCGUUAGCGCUUCCGGUGGUGGUGACGCGGGCGAUCACGAAGAAUCCUAGAAUUGGAAAUUUGACGUUCACGGCGGAGGACGGUGAUCGGUGCGUGCUGUAUUUGAGCGCGUACGUGGUGAUGCUGAGCGCGUCGAUGUGGUCACUCGGGCCGUGGCUAUUUCGACGACGAAUCGCAGCGAAAGUGAGUCGAGACGGGUACCAGAGCGAGAGUGAGGGUGGACCCGAAGCGUCGGUUGCGGAGCGCGGCGGAGAUCUGGAGUCUAUCGCGCGAACGCGAAGUUUCGCACAACGCACGCUGGAUUUCGCUAAAGUCUUCUUCAAUCCCAACGUGGCGUCGUGCGUCGUCGGAGUGUUGACCGGAAUCUGUACCCCCGUGCGGGAUAUUUUGUUCAAGCCUGGACGGGCGCUGAGCUGGAUCGGCGGCGCGGCGCAACUCCUCGCUGACGCGGCGAUACCGACCGUUUUGCUCGUCAUCGGUGCGUCCCUGGCUCGAGGUCCGGAUUACUCCUUGGCGGACAGGAAGACCGCUCUUGCCGUCGUCGGCGUGCGCUUCGUCAUCAUCCCUCUGCUGAGCAUCGGCGUAUACUUUGCGCUGAAAGACGCGAACGGGAUCUCACCUUCGACAUCCGACGGAUCGACCGAUAAGAUUUUCUGGUUGUGUUUCCUAGCCGUGAGCACGACGCCGACCGCAAAUAACCUCAUGCUUCAAGCGCAAAUGUAUCAUCCCGACGACGACGCAGCCGCCGGUGUGGGUACGCUGUUGUUUUGGCAGUACUUGGUGUGUCCGGUCAUCCUCACGGCGUAUUACUCGUGGUACCUCACCCUCAUCGACAGAUAG